Talpa occidentalis (Iberian mole) is the source of this 9732-nucleotide messenger RNA. RefSeq names its product testis expressed protein 56-like. The transcript has 5 exons. Gene Ontology annotation, molecular function: nucleic acid binding; structural molecule activity. Gene Ontology annotation, biological process: viral process. NCBI's taxonomy places the organism in Eukaryota, Metazoa, Chordata, Mammalia, Eulipotyphla, Talpidae. The coding region runs from base 6861 to 7988 and encodes 375 amino acids. The record is from RefSeq and is a predicted model, not a curated record.
AGUAUAUAUUAUAUAUAUAGGUUAUAUAGUUCAACAAUAUUUAUACUUUAGAUAUUAACCCCGUACCUGACAUAUAGUUUGUAAAAAAAAAAUUCUCCCAUUUUUUAGAUUUUUUUUUAUUUAUUAUUUUUUUGUGCCAAAGCUUUAAAUUGGGCCUCCCCGGUGGCGCAGCUAUUUAGCGCUGGGUUGCGAAGCUGCCCGCAGCCUCUGCAGCGCUGGUUCAAUCCCCGGCUGCUCCCCUGCCACCGGAGGAGGGUCCCACAUGGUGCUCAGACCUUUCCUGCCGCCCGCUGCUCCCCUCAGCAGUGUACUUCCGUUCUUCUGCCUGCUCUGCUCCCCGCUCCGGCUCUGGUGAAUUCUCUCACCCUCCCGCACUUCUGACUGUACCCAGUGCUUGUAUAAACAAACAAACAAACAAAUAAAUAAAUCUUAAAAAAAAAAAAAGCUUUAAAUUAUGAUGUAGUUCCACUUUUGGUUUAUUUGUUGGUACUAAGAAUGUUGUUUCAUUUCCAAAAAAUCUUUUUCAAGACUUAAAGUGAGGAACUUCUCUUUUCUUGUAGGAGUUUUAUGGUCAGGCUUUCUGUUGAAGUAUUUGAUCCAUUCUGAGUUAAUUUUUGUGACUAGUGUAAGAUUGAAAUUCAGUGUCACUUUCCUGCAUUUACUUAUUCAGGUUUCCCAACAUGACUUGAAGGUACAACCCUUGCCAAAUAGUUGUUCUUGGUUCCUUUAUCAAAUAAGAGUCAGCCAUGCAUGUGGGAGUUUAAUUUAGGGCUUUUUGUUUCAUGGGUCCAGUUGUCUGUUUUAUCCCAGCACCAUGCUGUUUUCGUGAUUAUGGAUAUGUAAUGGAGGUUGCAGUCAGGAAGCGUGAUGCCUCCAGCUCUGUUGUUCUUAGAACUUCUUUGAGUAUUUGGGUGUUUUGUCAUAUAUACAUUUUAGAAAUAUUUUUUCGAUUUCUGCAGAUGCUUCUAUUGGAUUUUUUUUUUGUAAACCUUUUGUGGAAUCUAUAGAUGAUUUAAGUAGUUAGAAUUUUUAAGUCAUUCUUCUGACCCAGGAAUACAAAGAUGUCUUUCCUUUGGUUUGUGUCUACUUCCAUUUCUCUCAUCAGUGUCCUAGAGUGUUCAGUGUUGAGACCUUACCCUCCUGUGUUAAACUUAAUGCUGCUUUACUAUUUUGAUCUGAUGCUUUUGAAAGUGGGAUAGUUUAUAAGUUUCAGAGGUUCCCUUAAUAGUAUAUGGAAAUGCAACUGAUUUUUGUGUGUCAACUUUGUGUCCUGCAAUUUUAAUUUGUUGAUUACUUUCAACAGCUUUUUAGUUGAAUCUUUAAAAAUUCUUUUAAGGUAAUGUCAUUUUUUAAUUUUUGCUUUUAUUUCCCUAGUCAUAGGAGUCAAGUCUCCAAAAACAUCUUUGUCAUUGAAUGUAUCAUCAAUUUUUUCUUCAACAUGUUUUAUUGUUACAGUUCUUAUAUCUAAGUUCUUCAACCCAUUUUUAAAUUUAUUUUUGUGCAUGGACUUUGUUAUCUAACUUCAGAUCUUCUACAUAUGGCCUUCCAGUUUUACCAGCACAAUUUGUUAAGGAGACUCUACUUUACCCAUUGUAUAGUCAUACCUGUUUUAUCACAAAUUAAGUGGUGCUAUGUAUAUGGAUUUAUUUCUGGGCUUUUGAUAUUUUUUAAGAUUUAUUUAUUUAUGCACAGAAGAACUGGGGUGUAGGCCAGAGGUGUGGUGGGUGAGAGGGAGCAGAACAGGCAGAUCUACUGAAAUACACUGGUGAGGGGAGCAGCGGGGGAGACAGAAGAGGUCUGCUGCACCAUGCGUGUAGCUCCCUGGCUGGGGAUCUAUCUCAGGCUAUACCAGUGAUAGUGCUGAGACUUAACCCCUACACCACCGGGGAUGCCCUGGGGUUUGGAUUCUGUUCUCAUUGAGGUAGGUGUAUAUUUUCAUGGUAAUAUGAUAUUGUUUUAAUUAACAUCACUUUAUAGUAUAGUUUAACAUCAAAAAAUGUCAUACCUCCACUUUUCUUUUUUCUCUGGAUUGCUUUUGCUGUUGAGGCCUUCUAUGGUUUCAUAUAAAUUUCAGUAUUUUUUGUUAAAUUUCCUUGUGUGUAAUUGGUGUUUUGCAUUGCAUUGGAUUGCAUUAAAUUUAUUUCUUUAGGAAGAAUAGUAAUUUUAAUUAUAUUGAUUCUCCUAUCCAUGAGCAUGGACUGUCUUUGCAUCUCCUUGUGUCAUGAUCUAAACCGUUUAUAAUGUCUUGUAGUAUUUCUUGCCUAGGUUCUUCACCUCACUGAUUAGGUUAAAUCUGAGAUAGCAGAUUCUUUGUGAAGCAGUUGUUUAUUUCUUUUUUUUAUAUAUAUAUAUAAACAUACAAUAGAUUUUUCUUUCGACUAUUUGAGCUGAGUAGAAGAGGACUGUUUCAUGCCUAAACCUGAGGUUGGGCCCCAAAGAGAACUGGUCUUGCUCUCCUGAAUAUGAUGAGAGUGCCUGGGAAAUGGAAAGCCUAUGACUCAUAGGGCUUUCUGGAUCUUGUAUGUUAAUUUAACAGAAGACCAACUUGAGCUUUGAAGAGCCAAACAAAUACCCAGAGGUCAAAAGAGUAGACAAAGGAGGUUUGUGGAGAUGAGGAGGGAAAGCAAAAAAAGUACCAGAGAACCAAAGACAUCACUGAUCAAAUAAUGGCCUCACGUAGGACCGCCUAAGAACACAAUAAAAGACGACAGUGGGAAUACUUUAUUUAUACCAUUUAUUGAUGACAGAGUUACAACUGGAAACAAAUAAUCUUUUGACUCAAAUGCCUUAGUUUAUUAAGUGAACACUUCUCUGCAACAUAACGUGCAAAAGAUGUCCCCUCUCCCCGUCUAGGAGCGCCAGGGUCUACACAGACAUCUCAGCAGAGAUUCUCACAAGCCCCACUCUGUAUCAUAUGGAGCAAUUGUUUUGUGUGUGAUUUUAUUACCUGUAUCUUCUGCAUGAUGAACCAUAUUUUAGCCGGACUUCUUGGAACAGAUGUGCUCACAUGGAAGAACAGUGUUACUUUUGGUUAAUGGGUGAGCACUUAUCCUUCACUAUAAAUGAUGGUGACAGACAGUUUAGCUUCUGAAUAUAGAACGGUCUGUCCAAUGCUAUAUUUUUUCGGUAAAGUUUCUUUUUGGUCCUUGAUGCCUUAAUUUCUUCCCUCUGGUUUUCGGGAAAAGACAGAGGGAGGGGUGAAACAUGGACCGGAGACCUCGGUGGCAGACAUCUAGCCGAGACCAUUUUAACCAGUGAUGGAGUUGUCUGGGCAGUCACUUGCUUAGCAGAGAGUUCUUGGCAUGGAAUUAAAAUGGAACUUUUGGGACUCUUGAAGUCUUUGUAAGUUGCAAUCAAUUGUUUCGCAGAGGUGGAGCUUUUUAGAGAUGGCCUAGAACUCCACUUGUAUUUCCCAGCAUUGCUCCAGUUCCAUUUUGCAGCAUUUUGUUCCAGGCUGAAAGGACCAGAACUGCUUUUCCUUUUUUCUCGAUUUUUAUCUAUACCCAUUGUCUGAAGACUUAAAGAGUCAGAAAGCUUUGGCUGUCUCCCUUUGGAUAGAGCUUUGGAGGAAGACGGUCGUUCAUUAACUGCCAGGGUGCAGAAGGUGGAGGGCAGCCUUGGCCGCUCUUUUUGUACAGUCAAGUGUUGUACUCUUUCCAUUUCCAGUAAACGGGUUAUCAAGCGAUCAACAGAGCUUUCUGCAGGUUCCAUGGUCCCUUUCCAACUCUCAGAUUUUGAAAGGGCCAAUUUGUGCAAGUCCAGGGUGUUGAAAGGAGGAGGGAGAAAAUCAGGAUACGGGAAUACCUCACUCGAUUCCUCUGUGAAAGGCUCUUCAACGGUGUCUAUUGUCUCUGGUUUUAAGUUCAGGUCCAUCUUUUUAAAAUAGCUCAGUAAAGUGUCAUUUGCUUUUUCAUUUUCUGAUAAAUCGCUUUCAUCUGUUAAAUUUUCUUCCACGCUGCUGUUUCCAUAUUUCAAAUUCCAGUUCAGCGGAGAGAAAAUGUCACUGUUGAUGUCUUCAGUUGAAUACAAAGUAAGGCGAGGUUCCAUUCUGUCCUUAAAAAAGUCUCCGUCAGCGUAGGGCCAGCAGAGACCUAAAGGCAUCUGCAGACUAGGGUAGGAACCAAUUUGCUUAUCAACUGAGGCACUAAGAGGGUCGUUCAUCGUAAACAGCCUUCUGGAAUUAUUGGUUACAUUAAAGCCAGUCUCCAUUGAAGAUUUCUUGAAAUCCCUGAAAAAAAUGAUUUCAUGAAUGAAUGACUUGUUGCCUGGAAUGAAAAUGCUGUCAAAAUGAUAACAAAUAACCUUUAUCAAAGACUGUUUAAUGUUUAGUUCCCAGUGACACAUUGAUCUACCUAGCUGUAACAGAAAUGUUAAUUUCCUAAUAUGCCUUAAUCACAGUGAAAUGUAUGCAAUUUUGAAAAGUAUAGAUUGAGAUAUUAACUGGGCAUUCCAUUGUCCAUUCUCAGGUGGAGAGCAAUCUAGUGCCUGAGGAACACUAGACUAAUUUUAUAUAUUUAUCUUUGAACAUAUUGUACAUGCAGUUAAGAAGUCUGAAAAAGAGGCUAUCCAGUGCAAACUGAAAUUACAGUGAAAUGUCUAUUGGCCUAGAGUUAGAUAAAAAGAGACACUUAGGGGCCUCCCUGGUGGCGCAAGGGUUUAAGCACCGCACUAUGAAGCAAACCGCAGCCACUGCAGCAUGAGUUCGAUCCCGGCCAGCCAGGAAGCAACCCACAUGGGGCAGCAGAUCUCUCCUGUCUCACCUGCUGCUCCCCUCAGCCGUGUACUUCGGUCAAUCUGCCCAUUCUGUUCCCCACUCUAUCUCUGGUCGAUCCUCUCACCCCCCACGCCUCUGGCCUAUACCCGAGCUCUUGUAUACAUAAAUAAAUAAAUCUUUUUUUAAAAAAAAAGACACUUAGAAUGUUACCUAAUGAAGGUUACUUAAUAAAGGGUUUUACUUUAGUCAUUAUGCUUUUAAGAUUUUAUUUAUUUAUUUUUGCGUAGAAUUGGGGUGUCGGCCAGAGGUGGGGGGCAGGUGAGAGGAUUCACCAGAGACAGAGUGGGGUGUGGAACAGGCAGAUCUACUGAAAUAUACUGCUGCGGGGAGCAGUGGGCGAGAAAGGAGAAGUCUGCUGCACCCACUUCAGUCCCCAGUGAGGACUGAACUCAUGCUGCUUCGGAGGGGAUCGCAGUGGUAAUGCUGAGGCUUACCCCCAAGACCACCAGGGAGGCCCUAUCCAUUAUGCUUUUUAAAAAUUAUUCUAAUAUACAAAGAAACAAGACAAUGGCUAUUAAAAAUUACUCCAGACAUAGCCCACAGUAAUGUUCACCUGAUGGUGCACUUUUGUUUUAGGAGUAGGUAGGAGAGACGUGGCGAGGCAGACCUCUCCUGUCUCGCCUGCUGCUCCCCUCAGCAGUGUAUUUCAGUCAAUCUGCCUGUUCUGUUCCCCACUGUGUCUCUGGUGAAUCCUCUCACCCCCCACAUCUCUGGACUGUACCCCACGUCUUGUAUAUGCAUAAAUAAAUAAAUCUUAAAAAAAAAAAGAGCAUGAAAUUUGGAGGUUAGAAGACUAGAUUAGAAGACUAAUCUUUCACGGAUGCCCAACUUCUAACUCUGCCCUUUAUCAGGCCCUUCCAGUAUCAAUAAUGAAAAGCUAUAAACACAUUAUUCUGGGUAGUCCCGCAACAACCUCGUGAGACAGGCACUUUGAUUUUCUACCUUUUAUGGGUAAGGAAACUGAGGCACAGACAGGUGAGGUUUGCGCAUCUAGUAAGUGGAAGAGCUGGGAAUCAAAGCCAUGUGCUGGGACCCCAGGUCCGUGGCCUUGGCUGCUGCCCUUGACUGCCUCAGUUUGUGUUUGCUCCUCUGUCCAUGUGAUAAAAUUGACUUAAUUUGACCUCUCAUUGAAAUUCCUGUUCCCAGCUGAGUUCUUUCCAGUCUCUCCUACCCUGCAGGCACCAGUUUUCCACUGAACAUUAGUCACUGUGCUUCCCAGAUUCACCCCUGAAAUUCCAGCCUGAGGGAGGUGGUUUUUAUUUUCAGACACAGGUCCUUCUGAAUCCACGCUCCAGUGAGAGAGGACUCGGUACAGACCUCUGGCAGAGAGAAAGCAGCAAGGGGCCUCUGCAGAAGGGGCAAUAGGGGAGCCGCUACCUAAACACUCAAGGGGAGCCGCUACCCAAACACUCAAGUUCAACAGCAUCUGCCAUACCUCAUGAGAGAUGUCUGAGGCCCGCAGGAUUCACUUCAGACCAAGGGAGGCCAGUUUUGCCCUUCGAGUAUCUCUUACUUGGAUAGCGUGAGUCUCUCAACCCUGAGACGGCCUCAUCGUCUACUGCUGUGCUGGUCCGCGGCAGGUGGCGCCUGAACGUGGGGCCCGAAUUCAAAUAUUGCUGAGUUUUUCCACCCAAAGGAGAGGUGAGUAACGAAGAGAUUGCGCUUGGGUAAGCUAUCUCCCUUCUUGUGUGUGAGUGUGAAUGUGAUUCCCUUAAAAAUACCCUCUUUUAAAAGUCAGGGAUAGGAUCCUCACUGAAGCGUCCGGAGCUUGCUGAUAAAGGGUGAUCAGUUUGAAAUAGUGAGAAGUUUUUCUAAGAGUGAAUGCUCGUGGUGCUGUGUGUGUGUGAGAGUGCAUGAAUACGGCUCCACGGCCUCGUAGCUACGGAGUCUGAGUGGGCUGCACCCGCGAUUCCCGUGGAGGAAGUCAUAUGGCAUAACGGUCAUCUGCUCUUCGGAGUAGCCUGGUCCGGGACUUAUACGGACAGACCUUAGCUAAGACGCCUCCGCAAGUUCCCGCGAGGGACACGGGCCGGACAGCACAGUUGAAAGAAAUCUCUGCUUGAGUGAACGAAAGCACCACGAGACCAUGGGUCAACAGCAGACCAAAAAUAGAGAUCUUUUUCUAUCUAUAUUAAAAAAUAUGAUUGAAACACGAGGUAUUAAGGUAAAUAAAAAAGCUCUACUGCAACUUUAUGAAUUCAUAUUACGGGUAUGCCCGUGGUUUCCAGAAGAAGGCAGUCUGUCACUGGAAACUUGGAAGAAAGUAGAAAAAGAAGUGAGAGAGUUUUAUGGCCUUCAUGGACCGUCUCAGGUUCCGAAACAGGCUUUGUCUUUGUGGGUACAAGUUAAAGAUCUGCUGGUUGAUGCCACUGACGCAGAAUUGUGGGAAGGCCAACAGGAUGAAGUUCAGGAUAAUCUUAAAAACAAUAAUGAUCCAAACACGUCAUUAUUCGCUCAAGCCUCUGCUCCCGUAUUGAAGGAAUCCCUUUCCCAGUCAGAGGAUGAGUUUAAUGAUCAUGAAUAUACUGAAAUGCUAGAUAAAUUGACUUUCAAAAAUGAUAAACCCUCCCGCCCAACCGCUAACCUUUUUCCAGUUGUUACCAAACCUACAAUUGCAUUAGAUAAUAAUCCUAAUCAUAUCAAGGCCCAUCGAGGGCCGCUGGGUGGCAUUCUAGGAUCAGCAAGGGAGGCCAGUAAGACGGGAGAUUUUUCAUUUGCCUUUCCCGUGGCCGGACCUCCGACUUUGACUCGUGCUGAUGACGAUGGCCCUGCAUGGGAGGCCAUCCCUAUAAAAACCCUAAAAGAAUUACAGUUAGCUGUUCAGACAACAGGUCAUAACUCCCCUUAUACUUAUCAAAUUAUUGACAUGCUAUCGGCCACUUGGAUGACCCCUUAUGAUUGGCAUAAUCUUGCCAAGGCUGUACUUCCCUCGGGAAUGUAUGUAUUAUUUCGCAUGGAAUAUGAGGACCAAGUACAUGCCUUCUUUAAAAAAUAUGAUGAUGAGGUCAAGGCUGAGAAAAUUUCCCUUUCUAUGUUCAUGGGAACAGACAAAUAUACUGAGGUACGCAGACAGACUGCCCUACCAAAAGAUGUCUUAGUCAAAAUUAAUAAGUUGACUGGAAAAAUCUUCCUUCACCUGAACAUAAGCCUGCUAACCUUACUGAUAUACACCAAUGCCAGGAUGAAAUGUACCAGGAUUUUGUGGCCAGAUUAAAAAAUGCUCUGGAUAAGGUUCUUCCAUCUUCCAGAGUACAACAUUUGUUGUUUAAACAACUUGCAUGGAAAAAUGCUAAUUCCCUCUGUAAAGAACUAAUUAGACCUGAAAAAAAAAAAAAAUUCAAAAACUUAUGGCUGUCUGUAUCCCUAAAUAACAUCAAAGAGGACUCAGCUGACAGCCCCAUAUCAACAGAACAAUUACCUAAACAGAUAGGUCGUUUUUUUUUUGCCUGGCUGGAGGCAAAAUGAAAGAUGCAAAACAAAAGGUAAAAGAGAAAAUAGCCUGCAGUAUUAGAGAAAGUGAUCAGGAUUCUUGAAAUAGUUAAAUUGUUUUUCAAAAGCCAAAAGUCAAUCUGACUCCCAAUUAUAAAACCAUUCCAAAAUCCAGCCCAAAUUUCCAGCUCGGACUUGACUAAAAUUGUUGAGAUAAAAAUAAAAACUCAAAAACAAAUAAGAGAUAAUGUGACAUGAUCUUAAAUGGAAAAAAAAAAAAAGCUCCAAUCUUUUCCUGUUAAUUAUUUGGGGAAGAGGCUAGGUUCCCCCUGGUGAAGUUUUGCCAUUUGUUUCUUUAAAAAUAAAUAAAUAAAUAAAUAAAUAAGGCAUUUAUAAAUAAUAGUAUUCAAAGUUCAUUCACAAUUGUUAAAGUGAUAAAAAUGGUUAAAUAUGAGUGUAUGAGACUAUAUGACUAUAAUAUGACUAAAAGGUUUUUAUUAAAAUAGUAUAAACCCACUGCAGUGGGCUGGUGGAGGCUGCCCUUGAUCUCAACAAGCAGCUGCCUGAACUUUUUCUCCAGUGUUGGGAUCACUGACAGGUCUCUACUACCUUCCUGCUGUGAAGGACUAAACUUUUCUAUUAUCCAUCCACCUUAAAUAACUAUUUUGGUUCAUUCUAAAAAAAAAAAAAAAAAAAGUUCCAUUUCCCUGUGUUUCUCUGAUUUUAAAGUCUAAAUUGUCUUAGGUAAAACUGCUGAGUUACUUUUGACGUGCUAACAAACUAUACAAAAUGCUAUUGGUUAAAUAAAAGCUUUUAAUUUUAUUUAUUGGACCUGUAAAAAAUUAAGUUUCUUGUUAAAACAAACUAACCUGGUAAAACAUAAAGUAAUAAUACAGACAUUUUUGAGCUAAAUUCUAAACCUCAAAUUUUACAGGCAGACUGUAAAAAUUUAUCUCUUCUCCUGUUUUCAAGAUAACAGUGUUCUUUUAUGUUUUAAAAUAUGACCGUUCCCAGUGAGAUAAUGUGUUAACAACCUAAAGCCAAAAAAUCAUUUCUUAAAAAUGUAAACUCCAAAAAUAUUUUCUUAUCAAAAAUAAUUAGUAAAAACUGCCAUGACUGCUGUGGUCUCCAGCCCAAAGUCUUUGGUAAUAAUUAAAAUUAAACACUUAUUCUGUGUACAGAUUUUAACUGUUAACUCAUUAAAAACCUCAGUAUCUUCAUACAUAUUGGUAAAAUAAUUGUGUUUCAAAAUAUAUGCACAUGGCCAAAAUUUUAAAUGUAUAUUAAAAAAAAAAAAAAAUCUCUGUAUCUGUUUGUCUUUCUUUGUGUUUGUUUUGUUUUUUACCUCCGGAGGACUAGUUAUAAACGGCGCCUAUAUAAGUUCUAAUAAAAACAAAUUUUGAGAUCAUAAUCCAAAUUUUUAAUAUACAAGAGCUAGUUCAAAUCUUAUGAUAUAAUUCAAAGCAUAUAUCCUUAAAGUUAUAGUGUUAAAUAUUAAUAAUCUACUCUGUGUAAAUGUAUCUUUAAAG